Molecule: messenger RNA, 1957 nt
Organism: Camellia sinensis
Lineage: Eukaryota; Viridiplantae; Streptophyta; Magnoliopsida; Ericales; Theaceae
Source: RefSeq, a predicted model, not a curated record
GUUUAUUUAAGCAGCUUUUCUGGUUGAGCUCUGAACAUGAGAAAGGGUCACUCCACCUUCAGCUUACACAAGUGAAAUAGUGCAAGGGGAAGAAAGAGCCAGAGAGUGAGAAAAAAAAAAUGGAGAUUGGACAGCAUCAAGCCAUUACUGUAGAGGAAUCCAUUAACAAUACUUUCAAUCUCAUACAGGAGCGCUUGGAAGAAAAUAGAAGAGAAGGAAGUCAAAGCAAAACAGAAAGGGAGACCAUUUCCAUAGGCAGAGUCCCUCAAAACGUUAAAAGAAUCAGCAGCAGGGCCACGGAGCCAGAAAUGGUGUCGAUAGGCCCUUAUCACCGCGACAAAGAUCUUGAAUUCCAAAGUUACAAAUGGCAGUUUCUUGAUUCCCUACUUUCUCGAACAGGACAACCGCAGAGUUCUUUACGGAGCAUGACGCGAGCCACGAAAGAAUUAGAGGAGGAGGCAAGAAGACAAUACUCAGAGGCAAUUGAUAUGUCAAGUGAUGAUUUCAUUCAGAUGUUGCUACUUGAUGGUUGCUUUAUCAUUGAGCUCUUCCAACAAGUUUGCGGGAGUGAUGAUUCUGCGAAUAACAAUAGCCUAGUGUUAAUGAAGCCAUGGUUAAUUCCGAUUCUCAGUGGAGACCUCUUGAAGCUUGAAAACCAGCUUCCCUUCUUCGUUCUUUUGGAUUUAUACAAAAAUUCCAUUCACAAGGUCACUGGCGCCAAAUAUAUUUUUGUCAAGUGGAAAGCCUUGGGGUUGCAUAUGCAAGCCAUAAAUUUUUUUAAUCAUGCCCUGCCGAGGUCCCUUGAAUCAUUCCAGGAUGCAGGGCAACUUCCCGAUCUUCUAGUAACCCGUCAUCUACUCGACUUGUUUUACCGUAGCUACUGCUUGCCAAAACGAUCAUUCCCCAACUUAAGCCUCACCGUCAAAAGAAGAUGGCUCCCCCGCUUAAGCUACCUCAGCUAUUUAACCAACCUCUACAGAAGAAGAUCACAUGAAUUACCAAGGUAUCGUCCAUUAUCUGAACAGUCAAUACCAUGUGUGACACGACUCCGGCAUGCUGGGGUCAAGUUUAGGCCACAAAAAGGCAGUCGUGGUAAUUUCUUGCACAUAAAUUUCCACAAAGGGGUGCUAGAAAUCCCACCCAUGAUCAUCAAUGAUUUCACCAGCACUAUCCUAAUUAACUGUGUUGCAUUCGAACAAUGCUACCCACGGCCUACCCGGAAAUACUUUUCUGAAUAUAUUGCCUUCAUGAGUUGUCUCCUCGACUCAAGUAGAGACGUUACAUUACUUUGUGAUGACGGAAUUAUCUCAAAUUUCUCCUACAAUGAUAACCAUGUUGCCAAUCUUUUCAAGAAAUUGGGAAAGCAUGUUGUGUUCAACAUUAGAGAGUGUUACCUAAAAAACGAAUUCACACAAGUGGAGGCCUACUAUAGCAGCAACUGGGCAACUUUGAGGCGCACAUAUUUUAGCAGUCCGUGGUCAACUAUGUCAGUCGUCUCAGCCUCUGUUCUGCUGGCGCUAACGGCGAUACAGACAAUCAUAGCCAUUUUGAGCUACAAGGUCCCCCAUAGCUAAUGCUUCUGGACUGUUAUGCUGAUCGGAAUUAACUGUAUCCAAGAGUUUGUAUUGUUGUUACAUCUCUCUCUUUCGUCGCAAUAAUCUUCAUGGUGCGUACUCUCUUGCUCGUUCAAGGAUGAUGAUAGCUAAUGAAGUUUUAUGUUCAAGAAGGAUAGAUUCUGGAUAAGUUUGUUGGCACUCCAUGUGCAAGCCGCAAGCUGGAGCCUGUUUCAACUAUAUGGUUUUAUGUUGUAUGCAUAUCUAUGGUGUUUUAUGUUAAGUUUGUAUGUGUCUUCCUGUUAUAUGUAUUUUGUGGGUUUUUCUUUUGUUCUCUUAGUUUGGUUGGUUCUAGUGAAACUCUUGUAUUUCUUCUUUUAUUAGUAUUAAAGGAUUAAUUACCU